AUGAUCCAGCGUCAACAAAUAGCGUGACGAAAUAUUGCCCAAGGAGGUGAUUUGAUAUUCAAUUGUUAGCAACUUUAAAACCGCGCCACACGCUUACGUCGCGAUCAAAGUUGUGCGGAGCAAUGGCAGGACACGGGAAUGACGAACCAAAUCAAUAUGAUUAUGUCGACGUCGUGAACAUAGGAGCAUAUGAUGACUAUUCAGAAGUAACAAUUUUUUAUCGACCGCACAAAGGUUUGAAUUUCCACUGUCCCUAGAUUGAACGAUUUAAAAUAAUGAUUGUUUAACGCGCGCUCUUAUACCGCGUUUUUCUGGUUAAAUCGUUAGGACUAAAGUUGCUCAACGCCUACUUGGUAAGCAAAAAAGAAAGAACGGCACAUGGAAGACACUAUACAAGGGUGGAGAUCAUUUCUAAGAACGCAAAUAGAUUCGUGGUUCGCAGAUACCGCGACAAUGGAGGUUCGUACAUUGACUAGAUUAGAACCCAUCGUUUUAUUUAUUUGAACUGUGUGUCGGCAGCUACGUCAAUUUUGUUAAGAUCUGCCAAUUAUUCGCACUGAAACAUUUCUUCCAAAUGACAAAAUCACAACCUAAUGACAAAUAUUAUCUCUCUAGCGAUAUAAUUCAGUGACAGUGGCAAACAACAGAUAUAAACUAUAAAAAGCUCACAAGAUGAAGGGCAUUCAAAAUCCCUCUUCAGUUUUUUCCACUCGUGGCGUUUUUGUAUUUUUGUUUCUGCACUGUUUUAUGCGCUAAUUUUCAUGGAUUUUCCUCGCUGUGAAUUUGGCUAAAAUGCGUGACCUAACUCCUUAAACAAAACUCAGUUUAUAACAUAUUAUUCCUUAGAUUUCUAUUUAGAGGAUGGCAACGGAUUUUGGAUUGAACCAGAACGCGUCUAUCUUGACUAGUUUCAGCUGGAUAUUUUAAAAAACGUGCCUACAAGUAUUCACCGUUACAAGAAACUCAAAGAAGAUAACAAGAUGACAUAACUUGGAAAAAGUUCGCCUUAAAAGGUCCAAUCACACUGAAUCCCUUAUGUUUAGACAGAUCACACACUCUCUGAAAAUGAAAUUACAGUGCAUUCUACGCUCUUUUCACCAAGUGCGCGUAAACAUGUGUUACAAUAAGCCGGUAAACCUAUAAUUUGUUAUGUAAUACGAGCUCUCUUGUUUCUUGUUUACCUGACGGAAACAUGCCUAUGUGGAAGGC
Porites lobata is the source of this 1209-nucleotide messenger RNA. Lineage: Eukaryota; Metazoa; Cnidaria; Anthozoa; Scleractinia; Poritidae. The record is from the annotation of a GenBank genome assembly.